Messenger RNA from Chlamydomonas reinhardtii, 2077 nucleotides. RefSeq lists its product as uncharacterized. Gene Ontology annotation, biological process: zinc ion transmembrane transport. Gene Ontology annotation, cellular component: membrane. Gene Ontology annotation, molecular function: zinc ion transmembrane transporter activity. The record is from RefSeq and is a predicted model, not a curated record. NCBI's taxonomy places the organism in Eukaryota, Viridiplantae, Chlorophyta, Chlorophyceae, Chlamydomonadales, Chlamydomonadaceae. The transcript has 9 exons. The coding region runs from base 131 to 1603 and encodes 490 amino acids.
AUCGAUAGGCAAACGUAUAUAUCCUUAAACAAACAGCAGCACUCAAGCUCCGUAAAGCUUCGCGCCGCCCUCCCGCCAGUGAGAGUUUUUGCUCGGCUCUGCGCCGAGUUUGUUCCUCUCGCGGCGGGGGAUGGCGUCUAGCGGAGAUGUGGCGCUGGCCUUUGGGCUGGUGAUUGCCGCUGGCCUGUGCACCUGCCUGGGAGCCGCCAUCGCCUUCUGCGUCAAGGUGUCUGACACACGCAUCCUGGCGGCGGCACUGGGCGUGUCGGCAGGCGUCAUGCUGUAUGUGUCAUUUGUGGAGAUCUUCACCACCAAGUCCAUUAAGGGGUUCAUGGACGCAGGAUACAGUGACAAGAGCGCCUACCGCUACGCCACGCUGCUGUUCUUUGGCGGCAUGGCCGUCACCUGGUGCCUCAAUCAGCUCGCGCACGGCCUGCUGCACCUGGCUGCAGCCAGCCAGGCAGCCAGGAAGCGGCGGGCGGGCGGAGGCGGCGGCGGAGGAGGAGGCACCUGCGGCGGAUGCUGCCCUGCCGGCCUAUGGCUGCGGGGUGGCGGCUGGGGAUGGCGCGGCGCUGCAGCGGGUGUGGACGUUGGCAAGCAGGACGACGACACUACCCCGCCCAGCCGCCAGCAGUCCGCACUGCCUGCAGCCCCUUGCUCACAGCACCUGACCGCCCCUGCCAUUGCUACUGCGGAUGCACGCGUCGGCACCGAUGCCUGCAGCACCAGCAGCAGCACUCACGGCCCCAGCUGCAUGGCCCCCGCCCCCUCCGACGCGCCAGUCACAGUGCUGGGACUCACCGCUCCCGCGCCCGCUGACGUGGAGGCUGGCAGCGCCGGCACCGGCAUCACCCUGGCUGGCCCCGCUGGCACUGACCUGGAGCGCGAGGUGGUGGCGGUGCUGGUGGCGGCAGACGACCCACGCGACCACUCCCAUGCCCAUGGCCACACCCACAGCAGCCACCUGCACAGGCGCAGCCACGGCCUGCCCAUGUGCGUCUGCGGCAGCAGCUCCAGCCAUGGCGCCGUUGCUGCGGCCGCCACUCCGCCCUCUGACCUCACUCGCGACCCCGAGGCCUCAGCCGGCAGCCCCCCGGGUGGCGGCGGCGCUGCCUCCGAGACGCUGACAUCUUCCCAUAACCAGCUGACUCAUCUUGGCCUACUGAGCGGUCUGGCAGUGGGCAUCCACAACUUUCCUGAGGGCCUGGCCACCUUUGUGGGCACCCUGGCAGACCCCACCGCCGGAGUGGCCAUUGCGGUCGCCAUCGCACUGCACAACAUCCCGGAGGGCAUUGUGGUGGCCAUGCCCAUCUACUUCGCCACCGGCUCCAAGUGGAAGGGCUUCCUGUGGUCUGUGGUUUGCGGCCUCUCUGAGCCGCUGGCCGGACUGCUGGGCUGGCUGAUCCUGCGCGGUCGCGACUCAGACCCCCUCAUGUACGGCGUCAUGUUCGCGCUGGUUGCCGGCAUGAUGGUGUACAUUGCCGCGGUGGAGCUGCUGCCCACGGCCCUGCGCUACGACCCCGCCAACCGCUUCACCACCCGCGGCCUGGUGGUGGGCAUGGCGGUCAUGGCCGCCAGCCUGCUGCUGUUCAGCGCCACAUGAUAAGGACAGGAGGCAGAGGGCAGGAGGCAGGCGUUGGGGCGCGGAGCGAGGGUCCGGGGGGACGCUGAGGGUGAAGCAGGAGCACAACUGGGCUGGGGCGCGUGCGGUGUCAGGGUGCGCAGGACUGGAUGCGGAAGGGGUGCGGUGCAGGAGAGGGCAUGCUUGUGGGUCAAGUUCUUGAUGUCUGUCUUGCAGCAGUGAGCUGUUGGCCGUGGCGUGACUAGCUACGGGUCGCUUCACGGCGGCGCGUGCUCACCCAAACACAUGUUGCGCCUCAGCGCUAUAAGUAGCACACGCGUUCUGCAGCCAUGACUGCUGUGAUUGGGAGUGUGUGCUGCAGCGUGUGUGUGCAGAGUAUGGAGGAAAGGUUGAUCCUGUCUGUCGCGCCCGUACGUGUGUAAACGGACAUUCUACGUGGCCCUAAUACCGUGGGGGCAUGUCGCACCCGGGGGGCAACUGUAACUAACAACUGCU